Micropterus salmoides (largemouth bass) is the source of this 1171-nucleotide messenger RNA. Its product is annotated as L-rhamnose-binding lectin SML-like. Gene Ontology annotation, molecular function: carbohydrate binding. NCBI's taxonomy places the organism in Eukaryota, Metazoa, Chordata, Actinopteri, Centrarchiformes, Centrarchidae. The record is from RefSeq and is a predicted model, not a curated record. Bases 110 to 826 code for a protein of 238 amino acids. The transcript has 9 exons.
GACUCUUGCAUGAAGAGAGGCAGUUCUUACCACAACAGAAUAAAAAUCAGGGGUCUGUUUCAACCACCAUCACUUUAACUCUACACCUCAAACCGGAUCUUCUGAAGCCAUGUCCUGUUGCAGCCUCGGGACCACACUGUUGCUGGUAGCAACGUCUUUGCUCAUAAAUGCAGACUUUUCUAGAGGUCAACUGCACUACUCUGAGACCACCACCACCACUGGCAUAGAGAGCGUGAUCACCUGUGAUGAGCUCAACAACGUGCAACGCCUGAGCUGUGAUAACGGAGUGAUCAGUGUGCAGGAAGCUCUCUAUGGACGUGCAGACAGUGAGAUCUGCAGUGAGGGGAAACCUCCAGAACAGCUUACCGAUACAAAGUGCUCUCAGCAGGGAACUCUAGAGGUCCUCCAGAAAAGAUGUGAUGGCAAAAGGGUGUGUGAAAUAAACACAAAUGUUGUCCGUACUUCUGAUCCUUGUGAUGGCAUCUACAAAUAUCUGGAGACCAAGUACACCUGCCUCCCAGCAAUCUACAGCGUAGUGUGUGAGCACUCUUCGGCAAACCUGCACUGUUAUGGACAGCAGAUUAUAUUAGUCUAUGGUGCUGAUUAUGGACGGCGUGACCCCACCACAUGCUCUUACCAACGACCUGCCUCUCAGGUCCAAAAUGUCGACUGCUCAAACCCCACAAGCAAAGUUGCUGAAAGCUGUAACGGGAAAAGCAGCUGUACUAUCAGAGCGAGCAACUCAGUGUUUGGAGACCCCUGUUUCGGCACUUAUAAGUACCUGGAGGUGGCUUACACAUGUCAAUAUCCUGCGCAAACCAUAUAACAAUAUUCUUUUGAAUGAAUAACGUUCUUACUGAAAUAAGACAGUGAUACGAUGACAAGAGAAGUAUUGGACGUAAUCAAGAAGCCAAUGAAAUCGAUCAAUUCUGAUUUAAAAGGAAAUCUAUAUAGAUACCACUGUACCUUUUGAAUGUUUCUACUGCACUUUCUACUGCACUUCUAUUAACUGAAUGACAACUUGGUUAAUUUUGUUAUUAUGUCAUUAAGUUUUAUUAAACUAUUGAUUCAGCUUUAGAAAUUUUUGUGUUAAAUGCAUUUUUGCCUGAUGUAAGGCACUUUGAAUCUCCUGUGUUUUAAAAGUGCAAAUAAACUAAAUAGCAAAGUUUCA